Molecule: messenger RNA, 390 nt
Organism: Monoraphidium neglectum
Lineage: Eukaryota; Viridiplantae; Chlorophyta; Chlorophyceae; Sphaeropleales; Selenastraceae
Product: Non-histone chromosomal protein 6
Exons: 4
Coding region: 1-390 (129 amino acids)
Source: RefSeq, a predicted model, not a curated record
AUGGCCAAGGCGGAGAAGAAGGAGGCCAAGCCCAAGACUGAGAAGAAGGAGAAGCCUGAGAAGAAGGAGAAGCCUGAGAAGAAGGUGGUGGAGAAGAAGGCUGCCAAGCCCAAGGCUGAGAAGAAGGAGAAGCCCGCCAAGAAGGAGAAGAAGGAGAAGGACCCCAACGCUCCCAAGCGGGCACUUGGCUCCUACAUGUUCUUCUCAGCGGACAAGCGCGGCGAGAUCAAGGAGAAGAACCCCUCCUACGGUGUUGCCGACAUUGCCAAGGAGCUGGGUGCCGCUUGGAAGGCCCUGGGCGAGAAGGAGAAGUCAAAGUACGAGGAGCUGGCCAAGAAGGACAAGGAGCGGUACGAGAAGGAGAAGGCCAAGUACGACGCCGGAAAGUAG